Daucus carota subsp. sativus is the source of this 2184-nucleotide messenger RNA. RefSeq names its product indole-3-acetic acid-amido synthetase GH3.6. Lineage: Eukaryota; Viridiplantae; Streptophyta; Magnoliopsida; Apiales; Apiaceae. Bases 117 to 1967 code for a protein of 616 amino acids. The transcript has 3 exons. Gene Ontology annotation, molecular function: indole-3-acetic acid amido synthetase activity. Gene Ontology annotation, cellular component: cytoplasm. The record is from RefSeq and is a predicted model, not a curated record.
CCCCUCUAUUCUCCCCACAACACAACCACCAUCUUUCUGCUUCCUUGAUAACAGCUCUCUCAUUCUCACACAAUUCCCAUUUAUCUCUCUGCUUAAUUUCAAACAAAACAAACACCAUGCCUGAAGCUCCGAAAAAAUCACCAAACAUAGCACCCUCAGACUUCAACCUCUCUGAGAGAAACACAAAGGCUCUUCAGUUCAUUGAAGAUGUCACCUCUGAACCUGAUCAAAUUCAGAAACAAGUCCUCUCUGAGAUCCUCUCCCGCAAUGCCCAUGUCGAAUACCUUGAGCGCCACGGCCUAGAUGGUAAGACAGACAGGCUCACUUUCAAGAAAAUCAUCCCUGUCAUCAAAUACGAAGAUUUGCAACCUGAUAUCAACCGUAUUGCCAAUGGUGAUAAGUCCCCCAUCCUUUCCUCUCACCCGAUCUCCGAAUUCUUAACAAGUUCGGGGACAUCAGGCGGUGAAAGAAAGCUGAUGCCGACAAUCGAAGAGGACUUGGAGAGGAGAUCGUUGCUGUACAGUCUGUUGAUGCCUGUGAUGAACCAGUUUGUGCCUGGUUUAGACAAGGGAAAAGGAAUGUAUUUCCUGUUUGUCAAAUCAGAAGCCAAAACUCCUGGUGGCCUUUUCGCACGUCCUGUUCUAACAAGUUACUACAAGAGUUCCCAUUUCAAAAACAGGCCUGAUGAUCCCUACACCAACUACACUAGCCCCAAUGAAACCAUUCUCUGCUCUGAUUCUUACCAGAGCAUGUAUUCCCAAAUGCUCUGUGGCUUGUGUCUGCAUGAUGAAGUCCUUCGUGUCGGAGCUGUUUUCGCUUCAGGUUUCAUCAGGGCCAUCCGGUUUCUUGAAAAACACUGGUCUGUUCUCUGUAACGAUAUCAGGACCGGGACUCUUAACCCUGAAAUCACUGACCCUUCUGUGAGAGAAGCGGUGCUGAAAAUUCUCAAGCCAGACCCUGAACUAGCCAAUUUCAUCGAAACUGAGUGCAGCAAAAAAUCUUGGCAAGGCAUCUUGACUAGGUUGUGGCCUAAUACAAAGUAUGUUGAUGUUAUUGUGACAGGGACCAUGUCACAGUAUAUACCGACUCUUGAUUACUAUAGUAAUGGUCUCCCUCUUGUUUGCACCAUGUAUGCUUCUUCUGAGUCCUAUUUUGGGGUCAAUCUUAAUCCUCUUUGUAAGCCAAGUGAAGUCAGCUAUACACUGAUUCCAACCAUGGCUUACUUUGAAUUCUUGCCUGUUCAUCGAAACAAUGUGGUCACAAGCUCCAUUAGUGUGCCUGAUUCACUCAAUGAGAAAGAACAGCAAGAAUUGGUUGAUUUGGCUGAUGUCAAACUGGGCCAAGAAUAUGAGCUUGUUCUCACCACCUAUGCAGGGCUUUAUAGGUACAGAGUUGGAGAUGUGCUGAAAGUUGCUGGAUUCAAGAACAAGGCCCCUCAAUUCAACUUCAUUUGCCGGAAAAAUGUUGUUCUAAGCAUUGAAUCCGACAAAACUGAUGAAGUUGAGCUACAAAAUGCUGUGAAAAAUGCUGUGACUCAUUUGCUACCGUUUGAUGCAACUCUGAUCGAGUACACGAGCUAUGCAGACACGACAACAAUCCCGGGGCACUAUGUUCUAUUCUGGGAGCUCAAUGUGAAUGGAACCACUCCAGUCCCUCCAUCAGUGUUUGAGGAUUGUUGCUUUGCUAUGGAAGAGGCGCUCAACAGUGUGUACCGUCAGGGUCGUGUGUCGGAUAAGUCCAUUGGACCGCUGGAAAUCAAGAUUGUGGAGUCAGGAACAUUUGACAAGCUUAUGGAUUAUGCCAUUAGCCUUGGUGCUUCAAUUAACCAGUACAAGACUCCGCGCUGUGUCAAAUUUGCACCCAUUGUUGAGCUGCUCAACUCAAGGGUUGUGUCAACCUACUUCAGUCCCAAAUGCCCCAAGUGGGUUCCGGGGCAUAAGCAGUGGAUGGACAUCAACUCUAGUUGAAAUCAUCAUGAUUUGCAGCUCUGUGUCUAUCCUUAGUUCAAUCGGACAUCAGAAAAGUUAGCGUUUUGCGAUCAUUUUAGGUAUAAAGAAGCGGUCUUUAGAAAUUUGCCUUUCGAGUUCUAUGUUCUGUUUCAUCAGCUUCUGGUUUAUCUUUAGCUUUUGUUGAUGAACUUCUAAAUUAGCCAUUUAUAAAAGACCAUUUCUUCUCAGUUAUAAA